AUGCUGGAUCCACUCAUCUUCCAUUUUGUCCUCCGUGAGAAAAUAAUAUACGUCAAGGAUGAAGUGUACCUUCCUCUGUCUUUCCGCCGUAGGCUGCAUAGACUCUCUCAUCGCUUGCAUCAACGGAAGGACACUUCCGUUCUGUCCUUGAUCCAGCUGAUCUUUGAGCAGGCUAAGAAGCUCUUUAAAGAAAAGCAGAUAGCCGAUGAGGUCAAUUUUGCUGAAAACCCUUCGCUUAAUGUCGCGAAACUCUUUUUGCGCACAGUCAAAGUGCAGAGAAAAGCGCAACACCCCAUACUUCCAGAAUUUUAG
Molecule: messenger RNA, 312 nt
Organism: Dibothriocephalus latus
Lineage: Eukaryota; Metazoa; Platyhelminthes; Cestoda; Diphyllobothriidea; Diphyllobothriidae
Source: the annotation of a GenBank genome assembly